Molecule: messenger RNA, 2805 nt
Organism: Acanthochromis polyacanthus (spiny chromis)
Lineage: Eukaryota; Metazoa; Chordata; Actinopteri; Pomacentridae
Gene: ppp1r8b
Product: protein phosphatase 1, regulatory subunit 8b
Exons: 7
Coding region: 43-1092 (349 amino acids)
Cellular component (GO): nuclear speck
Molecular function (GO): protein binding; protein serine/threonine phosphatase inhibitor activity; mRNA binding
Source: RefSeq, a predicted model, not a curated record
GUUUACCCAACAUGCACUUCGGGUUUGAGAGGUUGAAGCAAGAUGGCGACUAAAAUAAGCAAAGAAAGUCCCCCUCCUUUUGAUUGUCCAUCAUGGGCAGGAAAACCGCCUCCUGGGCUCCAUCUGGACGUGAUGAAAGGAGACAAACUCAUAGAGAAACUUAUCAUAGAUGAAAAGAAGUACUACUUGUUCGGGAGGAACCCUGACUGGUGUGACUUCACCAUCGACCAUCAGUCGUGUUCACGAGUUCACGCAGCCCUAGUUUACCACAAACAUCUGAAAAGGGUCUUCCUUAUAGACCUCAACAGCACACAUGGCACCUUCCUUGGACACAUCCGCCUAGAGGCACACAAGCCUCAGCAGGUUCCUAUAGACUCUACAAUAUCUUUUGGGGCCUCAACACGGACCUACACGAUCAGAGAAAAACCCCAAACCCAAGGCAGCACUGGCACGGGAGACAGUAAGACAGGCGAUGAUGAGGAGCUGAAAGGACUGCUUGGGCUUCCAGAGGAAGAGACAGAGCUGGAGAACCUGACAGAGUUCAACACUGCUCACAACAAGCGCAUUUCCCUGCUGACCAUUGAAGAAGGCAACUUGGAAAUCCAGAGGCCUAAGAGGAAACGGCGGAACUCCAGAGUCACUUUCAGUGAAGAGGACUCCAUCAUUAACCCAGAGGAUAUAGACCCGUCGGUUGGACGCUUUAGAAAUAUGAUCCAGACUGCUGUCAUCCCCAUCAAGAAACGGAGAUCAGAGGGCCAAAACACCCUGGGUCUUGAUGACUUGACUUCAAAACGUAUCCAUGGCUACAGUUUGGGUGGUGGCCUUUAUGGGGACUUGCCUCCCAUCAGUCAUGAGAACCAACCAACAGGAGCUCCAGGAGGUGCUGCAAUGCAGGGAGGACUUCCUCUUCCCUUCCCCAAUCCAGCACCAGAAGUAGACCUCGCCCCCGAGGCUCCCCAGCCACCCGUCACCCUCAACCCUACACCGGUAACAGCCCCCUACCUCCCAGAGACCCACAACGAGCCACGCAAAAAGAAGUAUGCCAAAGAAGCUUGGCCGGGAAAGAAACCCACCCCCUCAUUACUCAUCUAACCGGUUUCUUCAAGCUGCUGACUCUCAGGUUACCAGCAGAUACAUCAGGGACUGUGACCUGGCAGAGCUAGAGCCAUUCACUAUUAUAAUUUUUGUUUUUUUUGUUGUUGCAUCUUUUUGUCAUUAGAUAAAAAAGACGUUACACAAUUUCCCUGUCACAAGCUAUCAUAUACUUCACCAAGUCAGCAUAAUCUUGUUUAUUGCGAACAGAAUGAACCUAAAUUUACAAGACUUGGCAGCGAGCCUCAGAGUGGCAGUCAGAUUUAUUUUUUUUGUUUUCUUGAGUGACAGGCCACACGGAUAUAAUGGGUCAUUUAGUUUUGUUUUUGAUGGAUGUACAGCGGUGUUUUUUUUCUACACGUUUUAAAUAAUUUUUCACUCCUUCAGAAUGUUGACAGUGCUUUUAAAGAAAUGGCAAAAAAAAACAACUUUUAUAUGAGAUAUUUUACUGUGAGAAGUCAGAAAAGUCUGAAACGUCUCGACGCGUAAAUGGAAUUUCUGUCAAAAACAGGGCUGCUUUUUGUUUUUGAAAACUUAAUUGAUAUAAUGUGAUUACGUAUUGUACUCACUGCUCUCACUUAAAGUUUUCAUUACAUGUAUUAGACCAGUAUCAAAUCAACUGAAGUGUCUUGCAUUUUUAUUACAAGCCACUAGAUGGCGACUUGUGCACAAAGGUUGAAGAGUUUUCAUUGAGGUGUGAUGGCAGGCUUGCAGGUGGCAUUGUUUAUAGCCUGUUGCACUAACAUUAACUAAAAUAUAUCUGUGGUAUCCCAUGAAAGUGGUGCUGCAGCUUUCAAGUUAUUAAUUUGGAUUCUCAUGCAGGUAAAAGCCAUUUGCCCAGUCCUAACCGUAUACUGAUCAUACUUGUCCUUUGACUUUUUCUGGUAUUGAGUUAAAAUUUUUUUGUUGCCCAUUUCCCAGCACAGAUCUACUGUAAAUACAAGGAUUUUUACAGUUUAUAUGUUUGGCAUUUAAUUGGACUGUUGUCAAGCACAUUCUAGCACAGUAACAAAUGCCAAAUUUGAUGCAAAAAUACAAUGUUAGAAAAACAUAAAAGUUUGAAUUUAGACAGUUUGAUUAUAUAGCAUGUGAACAUUUUUCACAUUAGCCUUAUCUUCUUUUCCUGAACCAACGUGAGACAUAGGAACAGUCUUUGCACAUAGUAGUAAAAACAUAGCUCACUCUGUCAAACAUGUUAUCAGCCUGCUGUAUGAGGUUUUUAAAAGAAGUUUACUACAAAUUUAAAACUCCAAUGAAGUGGUAUUAUUGGUAUAGAUGUUUUGGGGUUUUUCUCUUUCCAAUGUAGACAGUACAGAGGUGACAGAAAGUAAACAGUAGGGAAAAAAGAAUCACACCAACAAUGCUAGAGUCAUACCACAAGGCCACAACAAUAAAUAUUUGUUCUUUUCAAAAAAAUUGGUUUGUCAGAAAUUAACUAACAAAGUAUCAAGAUUUAAUGGCAACUAUUGGGUCAAUAGAUACUGUAAAGACUGGUUGAGUUGAUAGAACGAGGAAAAAGACCAGAUGACCUUAGUUUUCUUGAAAAUUUAAGUAGCUGUUAAAUGGAGUCUUUAAAGAAAUGGAAGGUUGCAAAUCUGAGACACACAAAAAAAGACAUUUCAUUUUUACGAACUGUGCUGGUGACUUUCUGUCCUUGUGAGUGUGUGGAUUUUGUAAUGAUAUGACUGUAAAUAAAAAAUUAAUUACUUUUGA